Molecule: messenger RNA, 1029 nt
Organism: Ziziphus jujuba (common jujube)
Lineage: Eukaryota; Viridiplantae; Streptophyta; Magnoliopsida; Rosales; Rhamnaceae
Product: putative glycine-rich cell wall structural protein 1
Exons: 1
Coding region: 1-609 (202 amino acids)
Source: RefSeq, a predicted model, not a curated record
AUGGUUGUGCUGAUCAAAUGUGAUGCACAGGAAAAUGGGACUGCUGGAAGUAAUGGUAGAAAAGCCAUUGAUGCUACUUCUUUAUCUUUUGGUGGACUUCCUUCAAGUAAUAAUGGAGAAGCCAAAAACAUGACUUCUAAUUAUAGCCAAGUUACGAUCAGCUAUAACAGAAACAAAAACACUGGAAGAGGCGGCGGCGGUGGUGGAGGAGGAGGAAGUGGAGGAGGGGGUGGUGGAGGGGGUUAUGGAUGGGGAUGGGGCGGUGGCGGAGGCGGUGGUGGUGGUGGUGGUGGUGGUGGUGGUGGAGGGGCAGGAAGAGGGUGGGGAUGGGGGGGAGGAGGGGGAGGUUGGUUUAAAUGGGGUUGUGGAAGACAGCCAGAAGCUGGUAAAAGAGGAGGGAGAGGAGGAGGAGGAGGAGGAGGCAUUCACAAUAAGCAUUUUGAGAGGAAGAGAAUAUUCAGCAAAGACGACUAUAAGCUGGGAGAGUUCGCACAAUGCAUGAGAAGAGGGCGUUGCAGAGGCAUGAGAUUGGAUUGUCCUCUUCACUGCGGUGGACCUUGCUUCUACGACUGUCAAUACAUGUGCAAAGCUCAUUGUCGACGUCCCUGAAUCAAUAUUCCCUUUUUACCUAUUCCUUUCAAUCUCUAAUUAUUUCCUCAUUGAGUCAUUACAGAGACUAAUCAAGAGUUUUCAACUACCUUUUGGCUUUGGAUUAGGAUCAAGUUUUUACUUUCUAAAUUCUAUAUUAAUUCUCAAGUGGUGUGCUUGGAACACCUUUGGUUUGUUUAGUCUUUAUUUCUUCCCUCUUUUUUUGGUUUGCUUGGCUUCUUAGUAGUGAAUUGAUUUGAGUAUAUUCUGCAUGCAUGUUGUCUGCAGCUUUAGCUGUUAGACUUUGCUUGGAAGGGAACUUUCAGUUAUUGUACCCUUUCUGACAACCAAAUGCGAAAGCUUCUGCUGUGUUCUUCAUUGUAUUAAAUGAAAUCAGGAAAAAAGAAAAAAAAAAUGAUAAAAAUUAGUUUUGAAAUUAAA